CCAGCCUGCCCCUGGGACCGGACGCAAUGAGCCCCUGAAGAAGGAACGGCUCAAAUGGAAGAGCGACUACCCCAUGACCGAUGGGCAGCUUCGGAGCAAACGGGAUGAAUUCUGGGACACGGCACCUGCCUUUGAGGGCCGCAAGGAGAUCUGGGAUGCCCUCAAGGCUGCCGCCUAUGCUGCCGAGGCCAAUGACCAUGAGCUGGCUCAGGCCAUCUUGGAUGGAGCCAGUAUCACUUUGCCUCAUGGCACCCUCUGUGAAUGCUAUGACGAGCUGGGCAAUCGUUACCAGCUGCCCAUCUACUGCCUGUCACCACCCGUGAACCUGCUGCUGGAGCACACUGAGGAGGAGAGUCUGGAGCCCCCCGAGCCUGUCCCCAGUGUGCGCCGUGAGUUCCCACUGAAGGUGCGCCUCUCCACGGGCAAGGACGUGAGGCUCAGCGCCAGCCUGCCUGACACAGUGGGGCAGCUCAAGAGGCAGCUGCACACCCAGGAAGGCAUCGAACCAUCCUGGCAGCGGUGGUUCUUCUCUGGAAAGCUGCUCACAGACCGCACACGGCUCCAGGAAACAAAGAUCCAGAAAGAUUUUGUCAUCCAGGUCAUCAUCAACCAGCCCCCACCACCCCAGGACUGAUGGGCCCGUGGACUCCUGGGAAGAGAGGCCAUGGAGGGCCUCUGCAGGGCUGAGCAGCUGGCCUGGAGCACGAGGCCCCCCACCCUGCUGCUGCCUUCAAGUGCUGUUGUUUUCUUUAAGGGCAUCUCCCCGCUCUAUGGCUCUGGGUGAGCCAUGAAGGGUCCCUGCCUCCCAGGGGCACUGUGGGCCACCAGUGCCCAGCACCCAGGGAACAAUGCUGCCACACACAGGCCUUGCCAACCUUGUCAGAGAAAAGGCGACUGGGGCCCUCCACCCUGCAUCUCUCCUGAAGCAGGUUGGAGCCACAGGGGCCAGCCUGGAGGCCCUGAGGCCCAGAUCUGUCAUCCGGUGCUGCGCUGUGCUCACUUUGGUUUUCUGCUCAGGGUCGGGAAGCAGCUGCUGUCUCCCUCCUCCGCUCCCACCCUGACUUUUCCCUGGGCACAGUGCCAGUCCCCUUGGGAGGAGGGAACCACCAGUGAGUCCCAGGGCUUGGGGAGCCUGAGGCAGGCAGGCCUCUGCCUCUCCCUGCCUCCAGCACAAUUGGCAGAGGUGAGGCAGGGGGCUGGAUGGUUGGGCUUUGUGGCAGGGGUCUGCACGGGGCCAUUUCCUGGCUGUAACUCAAGUGGUGGUGGGUCUGCAGCCUGGUCAUGGCCUCCUCAGCAGGUCCUCAUGUACAGACAUAUGUGCAUAUUUAUCAAUAAAGCCUUUGGCUCCUC
This is a messenger RNA of Ictidomys tridecemlineatus (thirteen-lined ground squirrel), 1350 nucleotides long. Lineage: Eukaryota; Metazoa; Chordata; Mammalia; Rodentia; Sciuridae. The record is from RefSeq and is a predicted model, not a curated record.